AUUCUUACAGGCAUGCGGCAUCCUUCAACCACCAGAUCUUCCUGAAAAGAAAAUUAGAGUUGCGAUUAUAAGUUCAAAUAAAUAGGGCACAAUAAAAAUUUAAAAGAAUUAAUAAAAACGAGCAAAACUCACAGUUUUUAUCGAUGAAUCAUUAUUUUCCGCCAUUUUGUUUGUGUGUUUUCUCUCAAAAUUACUCCACUGCCGACGGCUUGUCCAAAAAAAUUUUCUUGUCCAACUCCAAGAAAGAAGCACAGAUAAAGUAAAAUGAGUGCAGGAGAAAAGAAGGAAUCACCAGAUGCUAUGAAUCUAGAGGAGAGAAUCCUGGAACUAUGUAAAGGAGAAUCAGAUGGUAUUCGAGAUUCGGCUAUUCAGAAGCAACUUCCAAACAUUGAUGCUCAACAGAGAGUAUCGGCUGUCAACAGACUUCUUUCAUCAGGUAAAAUAGACUUGGUGAAGACAAGCACUGAAUUGCUGUACCGUUUGAAGGAUCCUGGUGUUGUAAGUAAAAUCAAAGGAGCUGAUAAUCAGGAACGUCUUGUAUAUCAGAUCAUCGAGCAAUCAGGCAACAAGGGAAUAUGGACACGAGAUAUCCGAUUAAAGAGCAAUCUACAACUAACUCAACUCAACAAGAUUCUGAAGAAUUUAGAGAGUAGGAAACUCAUCAAGGCUGUCAAGUCUGUUGGGGCAGCAAGGAAAAAGGCAUACAUGCUCUUUAAUCUGACCCCUGACCCCUCAGUGACCGGCGGAACAUGGUAUAGUGAUCAGGAGUUCGAGUCAGAAUUUGUAGAAGUCCUGAACCAACAGUGCUUCAAGUUUCUUCAACAAAAGGUUGAAAGUGUUUCAGCCCUACACCUUGAUCCAUUACUGAAAAGGAAUAGAUCAUACGUUACACCAGAAGAGGUCUGGAAAUUCAUCACCGAGCUUCGGAUCAGCAAGGUUGAUUUAUCGGUGGAUGACAUCACUACCAUUCUAAACACACUCAUCUAUGACGGCAAGGUUGAGAUGACAAUCAACGCUGGACCGGGAACAUCAUCAUCGGAUUCGUCGUCAAAGCUCUAUCGUGCCAUACAACCUUUGACCCCACCCACAGGGCUCAUGAGGUCACCAUGUGGUGUCUGUCCAGUGUUCAAUCAGUGCUACGAAGGAGGAGCCAUUUCACCAGCAACCUGUAUAUACAUGAAAGAAUGGAUGGACUACUGAUGAAUACUUUCAUCAUUCUUUUGAAGAAUGACAGCACUCAUCAUCUUGAAAUGGAGAACCAACGUAUGCAGGUUGCAUUUCAUCCAUUGACUUAGCAUGGCAAUGUGUGAUUGGUUAAACAUUUAUUUAGAUGGUCCAAGUGACUCCACCCAUAGACUUUGAGAACCGGCUGGCUUCUGUAUGAAGACGAUGAGAUGAAAAGUAAUCAGUAGUCAAUGGAUUAUGGCUGCCUCGCAUCGUCUGUAUCUGUAUGGGUUGAUGGGGGUGCUCUGCAAAGAGGUGAAAAGGUCACAACGUUACCCAUCUUUGUCAGAUGUCACCACAAACAUCUGGACGACCCUCUCUGCUUGAAUGGACAUGCAGAGGUGCUUACCUCGCAACAGAUUUUGUAAGGGGUGGAAAAGUUUGUGCUUGCCCCAGUUGCUGCAUUUUGUGGAUGUGUCAAUGAUACUUGAUCACUGUGACGUGUGUGUGCCCGAGAGUAUGACCCACAUGUUAAUUGCAGUGAUUCUAUCUAUAUAAUGGUCUGGUGAAAAAAGAUCAUGUAUGAGUUACAUGUAUCACUACUAUUAUUCAGAUGAAAAAAUAUUUGUCUAUUCCAUUUUAUUUUUGUGAAUUAGAUCAAUACUAUGUUUUCAAUUUACUGUUAACCUUCAAUGAACCAAAAAAGAACAUGUUUUUGUUAGGUCCAUAUGAUUACAAAGAUUUUUUUCAACAAGAUGGAGGGAAUAAAAUUAUUGCAUUAUGUUUCCUGUAAUAAAUGAUCUAUUGCUUUUGGGUGCUUCUGCUACAUUUGAAAUUUCAGUCUUAAUUGUCCUCUUCAUGAAAUAUUUUGAAAUUUAAGUGUAAUUGCUGGUAGGCAAACAAAAUUGUGAUUUUAUUAGUCAUCAAUUUGAUGUUUCUAAGCUCUAUUGUUACUUCUUGAAACGUCACAUUUUUUGUUCUCUUGCUUUUGAGUAUUGCUCUAUUGAGUGUCUUGUAAACUCCGUUUAAUGAUAUCAUGUCAUCUCUGUAUGCAAAUUGAAAAAAAUAUAAUUUAGUGUUUGAAACAAUCUGUGAAAUAGAUUGCCCGGUGAGUGAAGAUAAUUAGACUAUGAAAACGCUAAUUGUUUUGGUUCAUGAAUACAUGUUUAAUUAUGAUUUAUGGAAAUUGAUCCGUGUGGUGUUUAUUUUCCAGAAUUUUUAGAAAUGUCUUAUUAUGCCAGAGUAUGGUCACCAAUAAAGAGAGUAUGACCAAACAUGGGGGGGGGGGGGGAAGACACAUGAGGACUUGGGGCAAUUUUUUCCCUCAAAUGCUCAAAAAAUGCAUAAAAAAUAAACGCCUUGGAAAAUCCCUAUCCACUAAAAUGUUAAAACUUAUCCAAUGUUGCAGAUUUAGGCAGUAGGUUGUGAACAUUAGUAUAUCCUCUGAGAAUGAAAAGUUAUUGUUUUGCCUGGGCAGUACCAGGGUGUUUUGAAAAGGGUGGGGAGGGGGGGGGAAGGAGGAGUGGAAUUUGAAUGCAAUUUCUUUUUCAAUUGAAUAUCAGUAAAAUAAAUAAUGGCAUUGGAACAUUUUUUUGAUACUCCUCUUUCUUCCUUAUUCUUUUCAUUUCUUUUUUAAAAUCUUCUUUGUUUCAAUAAAUUGAAAGAAAUCAUAGUGGAGCAGUUGUCUUUUUACACCCCCAGUACCACUGCCCCUGUGGCCAAAGCAGAUCAACUUUGGGGAUGCUAUAUUGGACAAGAUCAGAAUAAAAACAGAGAGUAAUUGUGCUUACCAAAUGUGAUUAGCAUUGUUUGUUCUUGACAGGACUCAAGUUCUGAACAGUCCUAAUGUAAAAAGUUGCUGUAGAAAAGAAUUUUUUGAGCAGUCUUAAACAUGUUGAGCAAAUAGCGAUGCAAUACCAGGAAAAUUAUUCCGUGGAAAGAUACAUAGAUUUGAGUGCUAACUGAAACUUUGUUGGACAUGUUCUCUUUGAAUCGAUUGUUGUGUUUGAUUUUUCAUGUAUAGUGCCCUCCAGUGCUCACACUUUACCAAUAAGCAAUGUCCCACAAUGCAACAGAGUUACAGAGGUAUGAAAAUCCUUGAUUGUUGGGGAAACCCUUUUGAAAACACUAACAGCAUGUUUUGAGUAUCCACUCCCCACCCCCCUCCCCCCAAAAAAAAGAGGAAGAAAACACAUGUCCUCAACAUCUUCCUGAAUUAUAUAGAUUGAUUACUUCUAUUGAAUGGUUUGUGAUAUCAAUAAAUCCUUCUCGGAAGGUGAUUAUUGAUGGUAGUUACUCUGAAUGCAUUAUUAUCUGAAGAGGAGAAAUUAAAAGAUAAUGUUAUUCAAAAUAAAAGAACAAUUGUUAUGAUAUCAAUAAACUUUACAGGGGAGGGUGUUGGGGGGGGGGGUGAUAAAGCCCUUGCCAUAAAACUCUAUUCCAUUUUGACAUAGCUGGUGUUGCAUGAUGUAAAAUGUGGUAAAACACCAAAGAAUGCAGAAUCUGUUUAAAAUGAGAACCUAUUUCUCAAAAACAACAUGUCAUGCUUAAAAAAUCCCUCUUUUAGCAACAAUGCUGAAUAUAAGACUGGAAAGCAUCUCCUUUUCUUACAAAAUGCUGUUAGACUGGAAAGGUUCCCCCUAUCAUGCCAAUGUGGUCAAUGGAUUUUGACAGAUUUCAAAUCUUUGUUGCUUUUUAUAUAUACAUUUGAAUCACUUCUGCUGGGGGCAAGUGAUGGCAACCCCUUUCACUGAUUAAUGGAUGUAAUGAAAUUAGGAAUAUCGUUUAUUGAUGCUAUAUUACCCCUUUAAUUCGAUUUAUAAAAAUUUGUUUUGCCCCCCCCCCGUAUUACAAAAAUGUAUUCCAUAGCCUUAGAUUCAAUAUCUUAUACAUUUAUUGUUUGUUGAGAAUUUGAUAACUCAUAAAUUCAAGUAGAAUCGUAAUUUUAUUCAAAUGUCUUGGGCUUUUCAGCAAAGCUAUGCCAAAUACUUGUGUCCAACACCAUUGCAGAUAACUUUACAAUGCAGAAGAAAAAGGAAAUAAAGUAUUUAUUUUAUGAUAAUGACGUUAUAUUACCCCUUUAAAUCGAUUUAAAACAAAUGACAUCACCUUCAAUUUGUUUUGCCCCCCUCCCCCCUUGUAUUACAAAAAUGUAUUCCAUACCCUUAGAUUCAAUGUCUUAUACAUCAUUUAUUAUUUGUUUGAUUAUUUGAUUACUCAUGAAAUUAAGUAGAAUCAUAAUUUUAUUCAAAUGUCUUGGGCUUUUCAGCAAAGCUAUGCCAAAUACUUGUGUCCAACACUGUACACAUUGCAGACAACUUGAAAAUGAAGAAGAAGAAGGAAAUAAAGUAUUUAUUUUAUUAAAAGACUUAUUAUAUAUAUUUCUGU
This is a messenger RNA of Lytechinus pictus (painted urchin), 4551 nucleotides long. Its product is annotated as DNA-directed RNA polymerase III subunit RPC6-like. Lineage: Eukaryota; Metazoa; Echinodermata; Echinoidea; Temnopleuroida; Toxopneustidae. Gene Ontology annotation, biological process: transcription by RNA polymerase III. Bases 265 to 1200 code for a protein of 311 amino acids. The record is from RefSeq and is a predicted model, not a curated record. Gene Ontology annotation, cellular component: RNA polymerase III complex. The transcript is spliced from 8 exons.